Molecule: messenger RNA, 243 nt
Organism: Gongylonema pulchrum
Lineage: Eukaryota; Metazoa; Nematoda; Chromadorea; Rhabditida; Gongylonematidae
Source: the annotation of a GenBank genome assembly
AUGAAAAGCGUGGACAGUUCACAUCGAUGGGAGAUUGAUUCGACAACGCCCGACGCCGAUGCUACUAAUAAUGUUCGAGAAGCGGCUGAAGUGAUUCUUUUGGCAGCGGACAGUUUGAAAACAGCAAAAUAUGCCCAGACACUGUGACAUUGCCAAGGGCCAAACUUCUUUGUUGAGAAAAGGAUUGAUGAAAGGAUGGGUUUGAAACCGCUUACCGAAAUCUCUGAUAUAAACCAUAUUUAA